AUGGAUGUUGUCGCAGGGAUACCAUUGCACACCGUCCUCCUACGAGCAACUGCAUUAUGUUAUUACUUGAUCUUUGGAAGCGUUGGAGAUGCAUUGGUUCUCUCGGCCUGGUUGCUCUGGGCUAGAGGUCCUCAAAUCCUUACUCUCUUCGAAUUUAAUUUCUCCGAUAUAGUUAUACCAGCUCUUGUAGUAGCUAUAUCCACCCUCGUCUAUUUUAGUUACAAAUGGCGUCGUAGCGGGGCUAUAAACUCGCCAGUAUGGAAAGGCCCAGGACGGCCUUUACUAUUCCCUUGCCAGACAACACAUACUAGGUUCUUCCCGGAGAAACACUCAUUUUCUUAUUCGUAUCUCCUAGUUGGGAUUCCUGUCGGUUGGACUGGUGCCGCGGGCGGCAUGAUAUCAAACGACGAGCGCGGGACAAGCAUAGAGGGUUGGUAUAAAGUCGAUGCUGCUGACUACCUCGAAAGAGGGAAUGGGCAUCUCGGCUUAAGGGGCAAGCUAGAUGCUUACCUCGAAUCCCAAGGUGUUAAUGCUUCCGGAUAUCCAUAUGCGUACUUAGUUACUGCAGCGAAAUUUCUCGGUUACCAUUUUAAUCCUGUUUCUUUCUGGUACCUCUAUUCCGCCGACAAAUGUUUGGCGGCUAUGGUUCUUGAGGUUAAUAAUACGUUCGAUGAGAGACGAAUGUACUACUUAACGACUGAUGAUGCGAUGAAAUCAAUGGAGACGACCCCAACUGACUCCCUAGAUGGAAGCAAUGAGGCUCAUCGAGCCAAUAGCUCGAAACCACUAAAGCGAACUUGGCAGAAAGACUUCCAUGUAUCACCCUUCAACUCUAGAAAGGGGGCAUACUCACUCGCAGCGUAUGACCCUCUACUCCCGGAUAUGGAGGGGCGAGGUCCCAUCAACAAUACGAUAAAUCUGAUAUCAUCCAAAAGCCAUGCGAAAUUGGUUGCUCGUAUCUUUUCGAAUGGCGAUGCCAUUGACCCAACAGAAAUGACUUUUCUUCAAAAAUACAAAUUCUUGGCUUCUUGGUGGUGGGUCGGCUUCGUCACAUUCCCUAGAAUCGUAAAAGAGGCUGCACUUUUGUUUUUCCAACGAAAACUUCACGUCUGGUACCGACCAGAACCGCUCAAGACAAGUAUCGGUCGGCGUGCUGAUAGUACGGAACGACAACUCGAGCCGCUGUUCAGAGACUAUUUGAAACAUUUGGUAGAAGAUUCCCCUGAACCAUUAAUUGUUGAAUAUGCCCCCAGCGGCAUUGCAGAUGCGCGUGUUGCGAUAAUGAUGUCGACGUCAGCUCGAGAAAAUCCCGACGCCGCUGAAAGAAUGGAAUUCAGAAUAUUAACACCUGCAUUUUAUUCGAGAUUCGUAUAUUACGCCCAUGACUUCGAGGCCAUCUUUUGCGAGUUAAAUGAGAAUAAUACAAUCUGGGUAUCGAAGCCAGGACUAUUGCCAAAAUUGUUCGUUAAGAAACAGCCACCUCCGCUACUUCAAACCGCAAGUUAUCUGAACUACGGGUAUUUCACGGCGAUCAAAAACUUGCGGCAGAGGCCCGAGCGAAUUGAGCGCCCAUUAACUUCGAGUCAGAUAGGCACCACUACUCAUUCAAAAAAGGACAUCCGAGGCUUUAGACUUUCAUCCAUGGAUGGAUAUAUUCUGGCUCGUGAAGAUACGAGAUCUAGACGAUGCUACAGAAACUUGGUACUAAAACUAUUCAUCGCCGAUAGGAUUGCGAUGGGUAGUGUGGAUAUCCUACAACUAGAGCAUUGGAUUCUGAAGCUGUCAUUAGCUUGGGUUGCAAUAUCCUAA
Messenger RNA from Hypoxylon trugodes, 1809 nucleotides. RefSeq lists its product as uncharacterized. The transcript is spliced from 2 exons. The record is from RefSeq and is a predicted model, not a curated record. NCBI's taxonomy places the organism in Eukaryota, Fungi, Ascomycota, Sordariomycetes, Xylariales, Hypoxylaceae. Bases 1 to 1809 code for a protein of 602 amino acids.